AGCAGCGAGCGGCCGCUGUUCGUCUGUGCUGCGCCUGGAGCUGGUUAGGCACUCUGCAUCCCCGCUCUGUCCGGCAUCCUGCCCGUCGCCGCCGCCAUGCCCUUCUCCAACAGCCAUAAUACGCAGAAGCUGCGCUUCCCGGCCGAGGAUGAGUUCCCUGAUCUGAGCAGCCAUAACAACCAUAUGGCCAAGGUGCUGACCCCGGAGCUGUACGCCGAGCUCCGUGCCAAGUGCACGUCAAGCGGCUUCACGUUGGACGACGCCAUUCAGACAGGCGUAGACAAUCCGGGCCACCCGUACAUCAUGACGGUGGGUGCAGUGGCGGGCGACGAGGAGACUUACGUCGUGUUCAAGGACCUCUUCGACCCCAUCAUUGAGGACCGGCAUGGCGGCUACCAGCCCAGCGAUGAGCACAAGACGGACCUCAACCCUGACAAUCUGCAGGUGCGAGGCUCGGAUCAGGGCGUGAUGGGGAGAGGGGCCUCGGGGCUCACUCACGCCACCACUUUGCGUCCUCAGGGCGGCGAUGACCUGGACCCCAACUACGUGCUGAGCUCGCGGGUGCGCACGGGCCGCAGCAUCCGCGGCUUCUGUCUCCCCCCGCACUGCAGCCGCGGGGAGCGCCGCGCCAUCGAGAAGCUGGCAGUAGAAGCCCUAUCUAGCCUGGACGGAGACCUGUCAGGCAAGUACUACGCGCUCAAGAGCAUGACCGAAGCGGAGCAACAGCAGCUCAUCGACGACCACUUCCUCUUCGAUAAGCCUGUGUCGCCUCUGCUGCUGGCCUCCGGCAUGGCCCGCGACUGGCCGGAUGCUCGCGGUAUAUGGCACAAUGACAAUAAGACUUUCCUGGUGUGGAUCAACGAGGAGGACCACCUGCGGGUCAUCUCCAUGCAGAAAGGGGGCAACAUGAAGGAAGUGUUCACCCGAUUCUGCACUGGCCUCACCCAGAUUGAAACCCUCUUCAAGUCCAAGAACUAUGAGUUCAUGUGGAACCCUCACCUGGGCUACAUCCUCACGUGCCCAUCGAACCUGGGCACUGGCCUGCGGGCAGGUGUGCACAUCAAGCUGCCCCACCUGGGCAAGCAUGAGAAGUUCUCGGAGGUGCUCAAGCGGCUGCGGCUUCAGAAGCGAGGCACAGGCGGUGUGGACACCGCUGCUGUUGGUGGAGUUUUCGAUGUCUCCAACUCGGACCGCCUAGGCUUCUCGGAGGUGGAGCUGGUGCAGAUGGUGGUGGACGGAGUGAAGUUACUCAUUGAGAUGGAGCAGCGGCUUGAGCAGGGUCAGCCUAUCGAUGACCUUAUGCCUGCCCAGAAGUGAAGCCUGGGCCUCACCGUCACCAGCCUGCUGCUUCCUAACCUAAUACCCGGGCAGUGCCUGCCAUGCAUCCCUGAUGUUUGCCGCCUGGCGGCUGAGCCCUUAGCCUCGCUGUAGAGACUUCCGUCGUCCUGGGUAGAGUUUAUUUUUUUGAUGGCUAAGCUGUUGCUGACACUGAAAUAAACUAGGGUUUGGCCUGCCCUA
Messenger RNA from Arvicola amphibius (Eurasian water vole), 1518 nucleotides. It is a transcript of the gene Ckb, whose product is annotated as creatine kinase B. Gene Ontology annotation, molecular function: creatine kinase activity. NCBI's taxonomy places the organism in Eukaryota, Metazoa, Chordata, Mammalia, Rodentia, Cricetidae. Gene Ontology annotation, biological process: phosphocreatine biosynthetic process. The record is from RefSeq and is a predicted model, not a curated record.